This is a messenger RNA of Gekko japonicus, 2857 nucleotides long. RefSeq names its product multiple inositol-polyphosphate phosphatase 1 (gene MINPP1). The coding region runs from base 97 to 1533 and encodes 478 amino acids. The transcript is spliced from 5 exons. NCBI's taxonomy places the organism in Eukaryota, Metazoa, Chordata, Lepidosauria, Squamata, Gekkonidae. Gene Ontology annotation, molecular function: acid phosphatase activity; inositol phosphate phosphatase activity. The record is from RefSeq and is a predicted model, not a curated record.
GCUGGGCGGCCAGGUGGUUCCCUCCUCUCCUAAUCAGAGACGCGAGAGGCGUCGCCGUCGCGCUUCUCCCCCAGAGCUUCCCGCGCCGCCAGGAAGAUGCUCCCCGGCUCCAUGUCGCGCUGCGCGGGAUGCUUUCGGUGGCGGCUGCUGUGCCUGGUGGCGCUCCUGGCGGAAGGGGAAGGCCAGGAGUCGGCGGCGGGGCGGCUGAGCCCCUACUUCGGCACCAAAUCCCGCUACGAGACCGCCAACCCGCACCUCCUGCGGGAGCCGCUGUCGCUGGGGCCGCCGCAGCCGGGCUUCCCCUUGCCGGCGGCCUCCUGCACGCCGCUGCGGCUCCACGCCGUCAUCCGCCACGGCACCCGCUUCCCCACCCGCGGCCAGAUCAAGAAGCUGGCGCGGCUGCACAGCCUGGUCGGGCAGAGGAAUGGCAGCUGCCCCGCCUCCCUGGCCUUGGACUGGUGGGCCAUGUGGUACCGCGAGGAGAUGGACGGACUGCUGGCCGAGCGCGGGCGCCACGACAUGAGCCUGCUAGCCCGCCGCCUGGCCGCCCGCUUCCCCGGCCUCCUGGCCCCGCAGCGCCGCUUCGUCUUCAUCUCCAGCCACAAGUCCCGGUGCGUGAACAGCAGCGAAGCCUUCAGGGACGGCCUGUAUCGGGCGCUCCACGGGCAGCAGCAGCAGCAGCAGCAGCAGGCGCCCACGCUGGAAAGCAAUCCGGCUAUGCUGGGAGACAUUAAAAUUAAUGACACAUUAAUGAGAUUUUUUGACCUGUGCGAAAAAUUUGUAAGAGACGUGGAAAACAAUAAGGAAGCUAUGCAUGAACUGGAUGACUUCAAAACAGGUCCUGAGAUGAAGGAAGUGAUAGAGAGAGUUGCGGAUAAAUUAUGUCUACAAGCGGAUCAGUUAAAUGCAGAUUUGGUUCAGGUGGCAUUUUUCACGUGCUCGUUUGAGCUAGCUAUCAAAAACAUCAGCAGCCCCUGGUGUUUACUGUUUAGUAGAGAAAAUGCCCUGGUACUUGAAUAUCUGAAUGAUCUAAAGCAAUACUGGAAGAGAGGAUACGGAUAUGAGAUAAACAGUCGUGCCAGCUGCAUUCUUUUCCAGGAUAUCAUCACAAAUUUGGACCAGGCUGUAGCAGAGAGUAAAAAUUCAAAGCCUAUUUCUUCACCUGCAAUCCUCCAGUUUGGUCAUGCAGAGACCCUUCAACCACUCCUUGCUCUCAUGGGUUACUUCAAGGACAACGAGCCUCUUAAAGCAAAUAACUACCAUAAGCAUAUGAAUCGGAAAUUUCGUAGUGGCCGAAUCGUCCCUUAUGCUGCAAACCUGGUUUUCGUGCUUUACCAUUGUGAUCAAGUCCAGUCUCCCAAGGAAGAGUACAAAGUACAGAUCCUGCUCAAUGAGAAACUGCUGGAAUUUCCUUGGUCAAAGAAGACGGUCAUUUCAUUUGCCAACCUGAAAAACCGCUAUAAAGAUGUCCUUCAGAAAUGCCACUUCACAGACGUGUGUGACUUGCCGCAGAACAGUACUGCUUGUGCUUGAAGUGGGGGGAAAGUGCAGUACAGAACAUAUCCUGGAUGUUGAGUCAAACAUACUUUUUUCUUGGGGUGGGCAUGCUCUUGAUUGGGGAGGCAUACUGUUGCACUGCUCUGCUUUCAAACCGCUUCUUAGACUUCUUGUAAUUUAAAACUCCAGCAAAAGCAAGCAUUUAUUCAAUAGCAUUCAGAAUACCUCAGGCAUUUCUGUAAUAGCUCUGUCCCUGAAAAAGUACUGCUGUUGCUGGAAUCAAGAUAAUCAGGAGUAAGAAUAUUCUAUUUAGCACACAAGUUAAUUUCACAUCAGUCCCAUUUUAUCUGAUAUAAAUAUUCUGGACACUGUGAAUAAAAAAACAAACCCUGCUUCACUGGAAUAAUCAUUUGCAAAAACAGCCAAAUAUUAUGUAUCAAUAUAGAUUGAAUGUCAGGUGGCUUUAAAAACUAAAACACUUGGGUACAGUUGUAAUCCUACAAUUUAUUACUGAAAUCAUUCCUUUCCAAAUGGAACAUAUUUAGGAUCUAGAAAAAACUGCCCAAUGACAGAUGUGUGGGUUGUCAACUUGUUCAGACCUGAAAUAUUUUUCCCCAGUUUAUUUAGUUUUGGCUGGUGAUAGUGUGAUUAUAAUACAAUUCUGUGGCUGCAGAAGGAGAGUAAUGUCCAGUUUUGCUAUCUGAGGAGAAACCAGUCCAAAUGGUUGUCAUUGUCUUCUUUCGUGACAGUGAAGAUGAAGAGCCACUGGUUAGAGCACGACAGAGUGAAGAAUUACCGGGCUUGGUGGAGUAAUAUAAACGGAACAUUAUAAAGAGGGGGUCUAGUGCUUUCACAAAUGUAACAUCUAUAGCAAGUUGUGUAGGGCUUUUCUUAUGUCGAAAGAUUUCUAUGGCCUCUCCCUGUUCUGCACUAUUUUUGUCCCUUGGGUCGAAUCUUAACUAAAUGGGCAACUUUCACUGAGUCUCCCUUCCUACUGCAAACUCCCCAUCACAUCAUUCCUUAGGGUCCCCGUAUUCCCCAGGGUUCAUGGAGAUCAAUGGACUGCAGUGGAAAGGUGAAGGCAGGAAAGUUCCUUUCUGUCAUUGGUAAAUUUUGUCUGGGCCCAUCCCAUUGUGUUUGAAAUCCUUUGCAUUCCUAUGGGGAGGCUGGAGAUAUAUUUUGGUAGGAGAAGUACUUGUUUUUUGCCAGUGGAAGGUCACUUUCACCAACUGGUUAACAGUUUUCAGUAUCUACUGAGCCCUGGGGGCAGCAUUUCAAAGAAUGUGGUGCGCUGCAGCAGGAGCAGAGACGUAUCUGCCAGUGAGUCUCCUUCCACAACCAGCACACCACUCAAGGUUCA